Messenger RNA from Olea europaea var. sylvestris, 879 nucleotides. RefSeq lists its product as uncharacterized. The record is from RefSeq and is a predicted model, not a curated record. The coding region runs from base 1 to 879 and encodes 292 amino acids. The transcript has 2 exons. Lineage: Eukaryota; Viridiplantae; Streptophyta; Magnoliopsida; Lamiales; Oleaceae.
AUGAAGGAGCUUGAAUGGCCGAUGCCCAUGGCAACGCCACCCGACAAGAAAAACCAGGGCCAAUAUUAUCAUUUCCACAAGGAUCACGGGCACGAUACUGAAGAGUACCUGCAGCUAAAGGAGGAGAUCGAGCGCUUCCUAAAGCAAGGGCUCUUGGGCAAAUAUGUGAAGGACAAUCGGGGUAAACAAAAAGUGAAGGAUUGUCCCCCGCCUAGGGCGGGAGUGAUAAACAUGAUUGCAGGGAAAAUAGCAGUAGGCAGAGAUUCAACUUCGACGAGGAAAAGCUAUGCGCGUUCUCUUGGGAACUGUUUCAUCGAAAGGAAAGUGAGGUUUAGUCAAAACAUCACUUUUGGGGAGGAGGAUUUGGCAGGCGUAGCACACCCCCAUGAUGAUGCUUUGGUGAUAGUAGGCGACAUAGCUGAUUUCGACGUGAAGAUGGUGCUGGUUGAUGGAGGAAGUCCUACAAAUGUACUUAUAUGGGAUGCUUUUUUAGGCUUGAUGAUCUUUUCUAACAGGUUGAAAAUAGUAACCACCCCCUUACAGGGCUUUAGAGGGGCCACAGUAAUUUCGGAGAGGACCGUAGAACUCCCUGUCACGCUCAGCACAUAUCCAAUUGCUGUGAUAAUUGUGGCAAGCUUCUUAGUUAUCAAAAUUUCCAUGGCCUAUAAUGAGAUCUACAAUCGACCAUUGCUGAACGUAGCUAGAGCCAUCCCCUCAACCUAUCAUCGAGUCAUGAAAUUUUCGACCACCAGAGGGGUCGGGUGCCUGACACACAACCUAGAUGUUUUCGCAUGGAGCCCGAAUGAUAUUAUUGGGAUCAAUCCAGCCAUUGCUCAACAUCGCUUUGGCGUCCUCCUCAGAGCCAAACCAGUGAAGUAG